AUGGGCAAUGCCGCACCAAGCACUUGUGCCACUUGACGAUCAUGUCGUGGCCGGCGUUUGAACAGGCUGCGGGAAGCGGCAAUGCAGCCGCCGCUGCAGAACUUCUCGGCAACAUUUACACAGCUGGAGGUCGAAAUGCAUUCGGCACGUGCAGGCAAGCCCUGCUGAGCUACCUGAAGCAGCAAGAGAAUGCCCCGAUCGAGCUCAUGUGGGCCAUGGUGGCCCAUGUGUGGAACGACCCAGCGUCACCGACAGCAUAUCUGCUUCUCAUGACGCUCGAAGAAGUCGGCAAAGCCAUGUCCGUCGUUCCAGCUUUAACGGUUCGAAGUCGAUUUCGAGAGAAAGUUCUUGCCGUGAUGGAGCAGGAUGUGGGGACGUCAAAGGUCGUGGAUGCAAAAGUCGUCGUGAAAACAAUCGUCCUUUGCCGGCUCAACGACAUUGACCAAACAAUGGUGGUGCGCUACGCGAGAGGGCUUGUCCAAGACAAGGACAUGCUGGUGGCACUCGUGCAGCUCGUGCAUGCCUUUCCAAACAGCGCGUGGCCCGUUGACGAGUACUUGGUUCAAAUCACAGCAUUCAACAGCUGGCCCAUGGCCGAGCGCCUGAUUGCGUCACUGUCGACCAACGACCCGAACGUUGUCGUGAAUGCCCAGCACACGUUGAUUACGCUGGCUGUGCAAAAAGGAGACCUCAAACGCGCACAUAAAUGGGUGCACCAAUACAGCAUGCAAACCGCAUUCCCUGAAGUCGAAAACAUCUUGCAGCAAGAAGCGCUGGACAAGUUGUGUGGCCAGCAAAAGUGGUCGAUCGCCGUCAAAUUUGUCGGGGCCAACACGAUAUUGCAAAUGCGACUCUUCCAUGCGCUCGUUGCCGCGGGUCAAGUCGGCCUUGCCAACCAUGUCCACGACAGGUUUUCGUUGACUUCGGUGCCCAAGGCGACAACGAUGCCCAGUGCUCGUUCCAGCGACGAAGACACCGAGGGUAGCGCCGGUCAACCUCUGGCGUUGCCACAAGAUGUUGCUAUUGUACUGUGCGAUACAGUGAACGCCAUGGAAUCAUUCGAGCGAGCUGUUCUCGAGUGCCUCGCAUGCCAAGACAACGAGUGCUGGCUCGGAGUGGACGUUGAGUGGAAACCAGUCUUUUCCAAGACAGACCAGCCACUCGCGAGUGUAUUGCAGUUGGCAGUUGGACACCAAGUGUUCAUCGUGGACUUGAUUGCGUUGGAGGAGGCAUCGGCGGCGUUUGAAAUGCUCGACCGAGUGUUGCAGCACCCCGACGUGAUCAAAGUUGGGUUUGGAUUUUCCCAUGACCUGCAAGUAUUGCGCCAGACAUUUCCAGACAAAGGCAGGUGCUUCCACUACGUGUCGAGCUUCAUUGAGCUGACCCAAAUCCUCCACAACUUGUACCCGACGACCCACCUAGGACGAGCGGGACUCAGUAGUGCGACGCAAUUUGUUCUUGGGGCCUGUCUGGACAAGGAACAACAGCUCUCGGACUGGACGGCUCGACCGCUUUCAACAGCACAACUGCGAUAUGCUGCGACGGAUGCAUGGUGUCUAUUACGCAUACUGUCUCAAUUGCGCAGCUGCCACCCCGCAAUGGACCUCAACAAACAAGACCUGCACCACUGCGAACCGAACGAAGCCAGCCAUAACGGCAUGUCGGCUCGUGUUGUCGAACGGCGCCACGAUCACUUUACCCGCCAUGAGGCCAAAGAAGACGUCGUCGUGCGAUUCAUGGCAAGGCAGUGUGCGGACGUCCUAGCUGAGUGUCGAUUGCAACCACUCGAGUACCAGGUGCCUCCGAACGCAAUAGUGGCCAACACGUUGUGCCUAUUCACUAAUGACAUCGAGCCCCAUGUUGUCGUGCUGCCGCAGUCAGAAAAAGUCGACUUGGCGGUGUUUGCCAUUGCCAACGGGUGUCCGCGGCGUCGGGUUCGCUUGGCGACAGCACAAGAAUGCGUGCAAAGGUUUGGUUUUGUGCCAGGGAGUGUCCCCCCCAUCGCGCACGCCGAUUCCUCGACAACAAUUUGGAUGGACCAGUCGGUGAUGUCGUCGCCGGCGCCGGUGGUGACGGGAGGUGGUUUGCAUCACGUGCUCGAGUGUAACAAUGGCGCUGGUCUCCAUGCGCUAUGUGGUGGAGAUGCUCGUGUCAAAGUCGAAAAGUUGUGCAAACGCCACCUCGACAACAAGACGCUCCAAACGCCCACUGACACACUUCGCUUCUUGUCCGACGCGCAUUUGGGUCGAGUUACCAAGUGGUUGCGCAUGCGAGGGGUCGACAUUGCGUUGUUCGACGACCAAGGCAGAGACCGCACGAAAUUCAUAGACCAAGCUGCAGCGGAGAAGCGCAUCAUGCUGACAACGGAUCGGAAACUCGGCCAACGACGGAUUGCCGUUGUGUGUUUUGUCGUCUCGUCCGACGACCCUCGCCAGCAAUUUCACGAGGUUCUGACGCACUUUGGCCUGUCCGCGGCAGGAACUGUCGUCCCGCGUCGAUUUGUCCAUCCCAGAUGUUCGCGUUGCAACGGCGACGGAUUUCGCAUGCUCACGAGCGAGGAAGUUCAAGAAGCUGCCAUGCGCCAGACCAUUGCGCAGGAAACCCUCAACACCGUGUCGGAAUUCUGGCAGUGCCUCGCGUGCAAAAAGAUCUUCUGGACCGCGUGGAAACGAUUCCAAACCAUGCGUUUUCAAGAUGCCCUCGAUUCGACGACAGUCUGCGAUCAACCAUCCGCUGCAGCGAUCGACGAAGCGUAGACAAGGGUCAUGGUCUUCCAUUAGAAUUCCUGUUGUACAACACAAACGUUGUCCGGCACACGUGCUUCGUCCUGAGUGACUCUCGCCUGUCCUGGAAGUACAUACGAAUCAAAGUGCCCCAAGGGGUUUCAACCUCUUAAGUCAUCAAGAGACCGCCAAGUCGCCAACGUGUCGCUUCCAAUGUCGAACGUGCAUGGCUAAAUGAACGGCUAGAAUGUCGGCAGCUGCUUUGUGCUCGUGGUUGCUACAAGUCAAGGUCUUCACUUGGUUCUGUAGCUCGGCGCUUGAAUCUUUCAGGGAUACUGCCAACGCCUGCAGGAUAAAUAUCAACUUUGAACAAACCAA
Messenger RNA from Aphanomyces invadans, 3101 nucleotides. RefSeq lists its product as hypothetical. Gene Ontology annotation, molecular function: aminoacyl-tRNA deacylase activity; 3'-5' exonuclease activity; nucleic acid binding. Gene Ontology annotation, biological process: nucleobase-containing compound metabolic process. The transcript has 20 exons. The record is from RefSeq and is a predicted model, not a curated record. The coding region runs from base 42 to 2756 and encodes 904 amino acids. Lineage: Eukaryota; Oomycota; Saprolegniomycetes; Saprolegniales; Verrucalvaceae.